AUGGAGACUGUGGAACUGGAAACCACCCCUACUCCUAAUCUUCCGCCUACAGAAGAAGAGAAAACAGCUAAUCAGGAGGUUGCUAACCCAAAACACUAUAUUAAACAUCCUUUACAGAACAGAUGGGCACUCUGGUUUUUCAAAAAUGAUAAAAGCAAAACUUGGCAAGCAAACCUUCAGCUGAUCUCUAAGGUCGAUACUGUUGAAGACUUUUGGGCUCUGUACAACCAUAUCCAGUUGUCUAGUAAUUUAAUGCCUGGCUGUGACUACUCACUUUUUAAGGAUGGUAUUGAGCCCAUGUGGGAAGAUGAGAAAAACCACCGAGGAGGACAAUGGCUAAUUACAUUGAACAAAAGGCAGAGACGAAGUUACUUGGAUCGCUUUUGGCUAGAGACACUGCUGUGCCUUAUUGGAGAAUCUUUUGAUGACUACAGUGAUGAUGUAUGUGGAGCUGUUGCUAGUGUUAGAGCUAAAGGUGAUAAGAUAGCAAUAUGGACUACUGACUGUGAAAACAGAGACGCUGUUACAUACAUAGGGAGGGUAUACAAGAAAAGGUUAGGACUUCCUCCAAAGAUAGUGAUUGGUUAUCGGUCCCAUGCAGACACAGCUAGUAAGAGGGGCUCUACCACUAAAAAUAGGUUUGUUGUAUAAGAAGACACCUUCUGAGUAUUCCUAUAGGAGACUGCGCCAAGCAAUCGAGAUUUGG
Camelus dromedarius (Arabian camel) is the source of this 706-nucleotide messenger RNA. RefSeq names its product eukaryotic translation initiation factor 4E-like. Lineage: Eukaryota; Metazoa; Chordata; Mammalia; Artiodactyla; Camelidae. Gene Ontology annotation, molecular function: RNA 7-methylguanosine cap binding; translation initiation factor activity. The transcript has a single exon. Gene Ontology annotation, biological process: translational initiation. Gene Ontology annotation, cellular component: eukaryotic translation initiation factor 4F complex. The coding region runs from base 1 to 651 and encodes 216 amino acids. The record is from RefSeq and is a predicted model, not a curated record.